UCUGUAAAUGCCAAAAGAAAAAUAAAAAAGAACUGGUUCAAUGGAGCGGCGAUUCGUCAAAGUUGGUCUUAGCUCAAACACAGCUCACGCCGCUGGUUUGCUUCCACGCAAAUCACAUAAAAUCCCCUCGCCGCCUCCGCCUCCGCCUGAACGAACCUUGACCAACCCACGCCAUCCAUGGCGGAAUUCUCCUUCUCCAUCUCCUCAUUUCCUCUUCCACUACCCUCUCCGCCUCCUCCUCCACCUCCGCCGGCAGUUCCUUCUGACGGCGACCUACUCCGUUCGCUCCUCCGCCUUUCUCGUGAGAUCUCCCUCUUCGACGUCCCAUGCCCGCUUCUCUGCCGCUUCUUUAGCUCUCUUACUCGCAAGUCAAAGAUCCUCUGCAUCCUCUUCGAGGAGCUCCUUCAGGACCCAACCUGGAACGCCAGUGAUCUCCCCCGUUCGGCCUCCCUCUGCCUCCGCGAGAUCCUUGUUGUCCUGCAGCGCUUCAAAGCCCUCCUUGGGGAUUGCUCUGCCCGCAGCCGGAUGCGUCUUCUUCUCCAAAUCGACUCCAUCGGUAACGACUUCCACGAACUCACUCUCGAUCUCUCCACCCUCCUCGACAUCCUCCCUCUUCCCGACCUCCACCUCACAGACGAUGUCCGCGACCUCGUCGAUCUCCUUCGUCGCCAGUGCCGCAGAUCCAACCCAGCUGUAGAUCCUAAAGACGACGCUUUACGGUACGAAAUCUUGUUCAUGAUCCGCGAGAUCGAACAAGAGGUCGUCCCCGAUCUGUCCCGCCUCACCUCGAUCUUUGAACAGCUCGGCUUCGACGGCACCCGGAGCUGCAGGAACGAGAUUGAGUGCCUCGAACGAGAGAUUGGGGAUCGCGUGUCAGAGAAAUGGACUCCUGCGAUGAUCGCCCUCGUCGGAGUUGUUCGCUACGCUAAGUGCGUGCUCUACGGCGCUUCUACGCCGACGUCCGAUUCCUCCGCCGGCAAACUCUCCUUCGCGGAAUCGGAUCCCCUUGUGCCGCCAGACUUUCGUUGCCCUAUUUCCCUCGAGUUGAUGCGGGAUCCGGUAGUCGUGGCAAGUGGGCAGACGUACGAUGGGCAUUCCAUAACCCGGUGGAUAGCCGCCGGGCACUCCGCCUGUCCCAUGUCCGGCCAGGCCCUUUCGCACACUAAUCUCGUCCCCAAUCGGGCUCUCAGGAACCUAAUCUCCGCCUGGUGCCGCGAGCAAAAUGUCACCUUCUAUGGCUUCGAUUCCAAUAAGGGGGAGCCGCCCUCCGCCAUUUGCACGAACAAGGCGGCGCUCGAAGCGGCAAGGAUGACCGCAACAUUCUUAGUAAAAAAGCUCGCUUCAUCGCAGUCGACAGAGUUGGCAAACCGCGUCGUUCACGAGCUUCGUUUGCUGGCCAAAACCGGAUCGGAAAACCGGGCUUUCGUUGCGGAGGCAGGGGCCAUUCCUCUGCUUCUCCCCUUCCUUUCAUCCGAAGAUUCAACCUUGCAGCUCAACGCCGUCACGGCGCUUCUCAACCUCUCCAUUCUAGAAGCAAACAAGAAGAGGAUCAUGCACGCAGAAGGCGGGAUUGAUGAUCUGAUCCACGUCUUAGCCAGUGGUGCCACGUGGUGCUCGAAGGAGAACGCUGCUGCCACACUUCUAAGCUUAUCAACAAUCCACGCUUACCGGCGUCGGCUCGGGAGGAACCAAAGAGUUGUAACAGAACUAGUCGCGCUCGCGCGCAAGGGCCCUGCAAGCGCGAAGAAAGAUGCUCUCGCGGCAAUCCUGAGCCUUGCUGGCGAUCGUGAGAACAUUGCGCAUUUGGUGGAGUGCGGCGUUGUAGAAUCGGCUUUGGAAGCGGUGUCCUCUACAGAAGUAACGGAAGAGGCGGUGGCGGUGCUUGCUGCUUUGGCUAAACGCGGCGGCGCAACCGCCGUAAUGAAAUCCGAUGGUUCAAUUUCUAAGCUUGUCGGGGUUAUGCGUCGCGGGUCGGAUUGGUCGAAAGAGAAUGCUGCCGCUGCACUUGUUUUGCUUUGCCGGAGAGAGGGUGCUGCCGCCGUGUCUGAGCUUUCAAGGAUUCCGGGAAUUGAAUGGGUUAUAUGGGAGUUGACGGGCUCUGGUACAGUGAGGGGGCGGCGCAAGGCUGCAGCUCUCGGGAGGAUUUAUCGUAGAUGGUUGGCGGCUGUGGAGGAGGCUGAUCGCAUGGUUAGAUUUUCGCCGGCGAGUAUCUCGAGUUCAGCUACAACGGCACAAUCAUGAGGCCACGUCUUCUUCUUCUUCUUACUCGCCAGUGCGCAACAUCCGAAAUGUGAUUCGAUCCUCAACUGUGAAUAUCUCGAGCUCUAUUGUUUUCACUUUUUCUUUUUUCCUUCAUCCUUCCUUUCAAAUUUUCAACUCAUUCUUCUGAUAAUUUUUAGUCACAUUUGAUUGGAGAUGUAUCAAUUUCCUUAGCCAUUGGCUGAUGAUGGAAACAAAAGAUUAAGAUUUAUUCUAGAAUUUUUAGUGGCACAAUUGUGGAAUGGGAUAUCGAUUGGCUGUUAUAUGUACUUGUAUUUUCUAGAUCUUGGAUUAUUAAUGCAUAGUGUAUAAGCUCUAUUAUUUUCGUUGGCUUAAA
Phalaenopsis equestris is the source of this 2596-nucleotide messenger RNA. Its product is annotated as U-box domain-containing protein 16-like. The record is from RefSeq and is a predicted model, not a curated record. The transcript has 2 exons. Gene Ontology annotation, biological process: protein ubiquitination. Gene Ontology annotation, molecular function: ubiquitin-protein transferase activity; protein binding. Bases 178 to 2241 code for a protein of 687 amino acids. Lineage: Eukaryota; Viridiplantae; Streptophyta; Magnoliopsida; Asparagales; Orchidaceae. Gene Ontology annotation, cellular component: nucleus; cytoplasm.